AUGGGUCUCAGUUGUUCAGGAAAGGUUGGGAUGCUCUUCCUCAUCAUCUUAAAUAUAAUUUUUAUGUUACUUGGCCUCGGCUUGAUGAUUCCGGGAAUCCUGGUCCAGGUGAACGUCGAUAUCGUCAAUGACAAAGUGAUGCCCCUUCUUAACCAGGUGUCGUUGGGUGGUCUGACCUUUGGGGAUGCUGCGAAUGGCCUCUCAGUAACACUUAUCGUACUCGGAGCCUUUAUUCUACUGGUUGCAGGUCUGGGCGCGUUUGGGGCAUGCUGUAAAAACAGAUGUAUGCUUGUGAUUUAUGCUAUCAUCGUCGCCUUGUUCUGGAUAGCGGAAGUAGUUAUUGUCAUCUUGUGGUUUGUCAUGCGCGGCAAUCUGGAAUCCGAGGCUAAGUCACAGUUAUUGUCACAAUUACAUAAUAAUUACAAAAAUGACGAUCUGACGACGCACGAGAUCUCCACCUCCUGGAACUAUCUGUUUAUGGAGCUACAAUGCUGUGGUGUUAACGCAGUAGAGAGUACGACAAACGAUUUUGACAGUAGCGUGUGGCAGAGCGGGUCACCUACAGCUCAGAUACCUAAGGGGUGCUGUGGCGCUACCGUCAGCGACUAUACGUCUUUUUCCCAAGCAUCGUGCACGGACACUGUGACCUCUGGAUACUAUACUAAGGGUUGUUACCAAGCAGUGUACGAUAAGAUUAUGACAUACAGCAACUGGUUUAUUGGAAUUGGCAUUACCCUUCUUGUUGUUGAGAUCUGUGCUAUCAUCGCAGCCUGUCUGAUCUGCAAGCAGGUGGGAGAUAAAGACAUGGUGGUGUAGCAGAUCACGUGACAUCACGUGACAGGAUGCGUAUCAUCAGCGUUACGUCAGUUGUCAUACUGGUGAGGGAAGAAGGGAAAACAGGAAUAAUGGUGUGAUAAUAGAUAUACUUGUAGUUUGUUAUUCUAUUGUUCAUUAACGCGAUGCUAACGCUUGGAACUUAAUAAUUUUGUUGUCACUAGCAUUUUUCGUAAUUUUCAUUUUUUUUCUCACCGGUUGUCACACGGUGUUGCAGAAUGUUAUGCUUGGCAGGGAUUGUAAUUCGCAAGAUUAUCUGAAUGCAUGCAAGCUAGUAGUAUUUGUUAAUAUAACAUAAAUCGAAUAUAAUGGAUUAUUUCCCUUUCUGAAAUGUAAAAUUUUGAAUCCGUCCAAUUUCUCAGUAACUUCAUGCUAUAAUGACAUUUAUUUACAGACUCGUCAUAGCACAUUUUAAUUUAAUUA
This is a messenger RNA of Ylistrum balloti, 1257 nucleotides long. Its product is annotated as CD63 antigen-like. Bases 1 to 816 code for a protein of 271 amino acids. The transcript is spliced from 8 exons. The record is from RefSeq and is a predicted model, not a curated record. Gene Ontology annotation, cellular component: membrane. NCBI's taxonomy places the organism in Eukaryota, Metazoa, Mollusca, Bivalvia, Pectinida, Pectinidae.